Molecule: messenger RNA, 1401 nt
Organism: Amoebophrya sp. A120
Lineage: Eukaryota; Dinophyceae; Syndiniales; Amoebophryaceae
Source: the annotation of a GenBank genome assembly
CCCAUGUGCAUGUGGUGUUUAUUCUUGCCCAUCGGGAUAGGAUAAUUUUUUUCUUCUUUUCGCGUGAGAAAUAUGGAAAUGCAGCAGUAAAAGUACCUAAUGUUGAUGUUCAUGUUUUGCAUUCCCCCGCUUUUAAUUAACAUCCCGCCCUGCCAGUUUUGACAAAAGUUGAAGCUUCGUUACCUUGUUCGAACAGAUAGAAAAAAGUCGAAAAAAGCACCAAUAUGGCAUGCAGUAACGUUCGUGCUUGCGCCGCCGAUCCCAUCGGCUACUGGUUUGGGAACAGCGCUUCUAGCAAAGCAAACAAACGGGAAUACGUGCCGUGGACGCCAAAGUUUCCCGCUGAGGUCGAAAAAACCGUUGACGAAUGGGAAACGUACUAUUUACAGAAAGUUGCACGUGCGGCCAAGAUUCGUCUAUUCAACGUGUGGUUUGUAUUUUCUACAUGCAAUUACAAUCCAAUCGUCGAACUAAAACCAAAACAUAUGAACACUCACUUCGCCCCAUAAAGUUUAAAUUCCGUGUCAGGUAUGUGGAGCAGCGCGCACUGGACUCGAUGCCGCAGACUAUGAUUCGCUCAUUGCUCGAACAGAUUGCUUCGAAAAUUGAUCGCGGAAGCCCAGAUCCAGUUCUAGAUGAUGGUAUGAGUAGUUUUUUUGAUGAUUAUGUGUGACACCUCAGUUGUGUUGGGGCUGCAGACUGUUUUAUACCUCUCGUGGUACAGCCGCACAAAAGAACAUGGUCCACUAUCAUGGAAAGCUCCUGUCAUGCUAUCCGAAUUAUUAGAAUGGAUGCUCAUGUCGAUGUCAUCAAUCUACCUACCACCUCGGGUUCUGAAGAAUCUCCUUUACUUUCCAGAUUGCUGCAUCUGGCACGGGGCUUUCCACGAGGGGCACCCGGUAAUCGAACUGCGAAAACCUGGGCAGGAAGAGGCACAGCCGACCUACGUGAACCGCAUUCUGGCCUUCUUUUUCGCGACCCCUGCAAAGUUCCAGGCACUGCAAGCCUUACCCCGAAGCGCAUUCCCAAUGACCUGCCGGCGGACCGACUGCGUUUGCUUCCAGCACAUCGGUGGCUUGGAAUUCAAGGCUUCUGCUGCGUCCCUGGACGACGAGGGGGUGGAGGGAAAUUUUAACUGAGCAUCAUGAUUUGAUCUCAAUGUAAUUCUAUUCCAAUAUUGUAUUUCACCUAAUUGAGCUUUUGUUAUUCAUUGUCUUGUACGAAGAUGAAACGUUGUUGUCUUGUUCCCUACUGUUUCUGUUUCACCUCGGUGUGGCAUUCGUGCCACCACUGAAAUUGAUGUACGAUAAGAAUCCUCCAACGAGCUUCACCUCAUCUUGCACAUCAGAUCCAAUCUGGAUCUGGAGCAGUUAGGACGAAUCCCAGCGGUGAGUCCGUGCU